Solenopsis invicta (red fire ant) is the source of this 5565-nucleotide messenger RNA. Its product is annotated as cytochrome P450 307a1. Bases 2134 to 3654 code for a protein of 506 amino acids. The record is from RefSeq and is a predicted model, not a curated record. Gene Ontology annotation, molecular function: monooxygenase activity; oxidoreductase activity, acting on paired donors, with incorporation or reduction of molecular oxygen; iron ion binding. The transcript is spliced from 3 exons. Lineage: Eukaryota; Metazoa; Arthropoda; Insecta; Hymenoptera; Formicidae.
UAUAAUUAAAUAAAAGUUUAUUCCAAAAUAAGUACCAAAAUUAAAAAUUGCAAUUAUUUCCAUCAGUCUAAUUAAAGACUUUGAGGUCUAUGUUGUUUCACUAUCAUGAUUUUAAGGGUAUAAAUAUAUAAAUUUAUAUAGAAAAUUCUUUCCGUGCAAAAUAAUUUUGCAUUUUCUAUUUUUAUGUCCGCAGAAUAGAAAUGCGAAGAUGCUAAUCUCAAACAUCUUCAGGAUGAGAAUUUUAAUUCUCUUAAAUGUUUUUUCCUUAUUGUUGUAAUUACGCAUAUACGUAGCACAUGUAUUACCGAUUUUUUCUAUUAUUCCAAAGAAAAUUCGAUCGACAAAAUCUAUUUGAUUUCCGCGUUUGUUUAAAGUAAAUUAAAUUUAUAUGGAUGAAAGAAAAAGAAGAUAUUGAAUUGUAUAUUUUACUUCCUUCUCGUCGAAUAAAAAUAAAAUACAUUUGCAUAGUUGUCUCACGGUUACAUAACGCUAUUUAGCAUCUUUUUCCAAGACGGAUUUCAAAUUCGAUUGAUUUUUCCCGAUAAGAAAGUCGUGCCAGACGUAAACAGUCUGCCAUCUCCAACAAGUGUAACAACGCCGAGGAAAAGUGUUUAAAAAAUGACCACUGCUACACAUAUAGAAAUAAUUUAUUCGAUCCUGAGGAUAAAUGUGUAAUUUAUAUAAUUGAGCUUUGACGGUGAAAACGAAAAGUAAAUCUCUCUUCACUCUCGUCUUUUUUUCGACGUGCAGCAAAACCAUAAUCUAUCUUGUUGGUUCAUGGUUCCCGACAUGGUUCUCGCAUAUCUUCUCAAAGAGAGUUUGAAAAUGUAAUGCCGAUCAUGAAUGCUGAACCGGCCAGCCGAUCACUAUGUGAAAAAGGUAACUUUGUUCUCCGUCCACGUACCCCGUGGUGUACCAAAAGCGAAUUACCGUCGAUCACCGACUUCGACAUUUGUCUCAGCUGCGAGUACGUCGGGUGGUACCGGUGAUCGAGUCGGUCCCAGCGCAGCUGCGAGUACGCGCAGCAUAUACGCUCGCACACUACCUUCUUUGCUGCCAGAAAACCCGAUGGCACCUUAAGGAGAGAAGUCAAGGGCAAGAAGCGUCCCUUCGUUUGCACGGUCUGGGCCCUACCUGGGCGAUUCCUCUCCCCACCCUCUCCUCUAGCACCCGUCCCUACCACUACGUAGGUUUACUCUUUGCUCCACCGCCUACGGGGCCCUUUUCCUCUCUCCCUUUCCCCGGCGGUCCCGCGACCGAUCAUCCCUCCGCCGCCGCGUCUGCUUCCCUCCGGCUCUUCUCCCUCUGCUCCUGCGGGCGCUGCGGACAGUGCGGACCUUACCAACUCAUACUCGCGAGUAUGUCCCUUCAGGUUUUCGUGAAAUUCGUCUCUGUUUAAGCAGAGGCAGAGGGGUAUGUUCUUACGACCCAUACGAGAGUGUCCUCCUCCUCCUCUUUUUCCUCCUCCUCCUCCUCUUCCUCCUCCUCCUUCUUUAUCUCGUCUUCCUCCAUCUCUAUAGCCACCACCAUCACCUCCUCCUCCUUUCCUCCCUUCUCCUGUUGCCCAUCUCGUCUCAACACGAAUCCAUAUGUAUGGGGUUGAGGCGCACAGUGCUCGACGCAAAUGUGCUGACUACAUUACGCCUGGCUAUAUAAGAUAGCCGGACAACCAUCCUAUCCCCACAGACCGAGUCAGAUCGGCGAACCGUUCACAGACGGGCCACAAGGAGCUUGCGUCUCAAUCGGUCGAUCGCUCGUUCGCAGUGGAAACAUCAGUUUGAGAUUUGUCUUGUGGAAGAGCCUAAUAUUUUUUUACAUUUCCGGCGAAGUGAGCAAGAGACUACUGGCAGUUUGAAGAAUCGUUUUAUCGAAGAGGCAGCUCGAUUAUCAAAAACAACGCGUGCUUCGCUCUAUGAAAGAAUUUCUACCUCGCAGAAAGGGUAUAAAUUAAAGUUACAGAAUCAAAUAAGUUGAACGAUACAUCUUGAUAGCAAACAUUUUUUUGAGAUCAUUGAGAAGUAUCGGGGAAUAUUUUUUUAAUCGUUAGAAAAAGAAGAAAGAGAGGAGUGUAAAGGAAGAAAAAGGAGGAGCAGGCGAUUCUUUUAGUGAAGAAAUUUGUGAUUGUGUCGAAGGAUGAUUUUUAUCAGCGCCACAACAUAUUUUCUGCUUGCCAUCGUUCUGGUGGCCUUAGUCUUGAUCGUGAUGGACCAUGUCAGAUUGAAAAAGAAACAAAAGAAAAUAUAUGACGGGGAAGAAUCAUCCGAUCUACUAGAUCCACCUGGACCGACGCCAUGGCCAGUCUUGGGCUCUCUUCAUAUUUUGGGACGCUACGAUGUGCCUUACAAGGCUUUCGGCGACCUCGUCAAGGCCUACAACAGUCAAGUGAUCAAGCUCAGGAUGGGAUCUCUACCUUGCGUCGUCGUCAAUGGAUUGGAAAACAUCAAGGAAGUUUUGGUCACCAAGGGCCAUCACUUCGACUCCAGGCCAAAUUUCAUUAGAUAUCAUCUCCUCUUCUGCGGCAACAAGGAAAAUUCUUUGGCAUUCUGUAACUGGUCAGACGUUCAGAAGACGCGAAGAGAGAUGUUGCGAGGGCAUACUUUCCCGCGCGCCUUUACCACGCGAUACAACCAGUUGAACGGCAUCAUCGGCGGCGAAGUGGACUGGCUGAUUAACCACCUGACCGGCAUCUCUGGUAUCAGCCUGCAUGCCAAGCCACUGAUCCUGCACACGUGCGCGAACAUCUUUAUCAAGUACUUUUGCUCGCGGAGCUUCGACCUUGGUAAUGGUCCCUUCCGCGAGAUGAUCGAAAACUUUGACAAGGUUUUCUACGAAGUGAACCAGGGAUACGCCGCGGAUUUCAUGCCAUUUUUGAUGCCGCUCCAUCAGCGUAACAUGACGAGGAUGGCGAAUUGGAGUCAUGAAAUUAGGAAAUUUGUGGAGAAGAAUAUAAUUGGAGAUCGUCUAACCAGCUGGAGGUCGGUCAUACCAGAAGAAGAUUACGUGGAUUGCUUGAUCAAUCACAUCAAGACUGACGCCGAACCCACUAUGACUUGGGACAUGGCGAUAUUCGCGCUAGAAGAUAUUGUCGGAGGUCACUCGGCAGUCGGCAAUCUCCUCGUCAAAAUUUUAGCAUACUUGGCUACUAGACCGCAUGUACAAAAAAUAGCUCAGAUGGAAAUUGACGGAAUUGAGACCACGGGCAAUUUCGUCGGAUUGGAGAACAGAGGAAGCAUGCCGUAUACAGAAGCCAUUAUUCUUGAAGCGAUCAGACUGAUCGCCAGUCCGAUCGUACCACACGUCGCUAAUCAAGACAGUUCUAUAGCCGGCUACAAGAUAGAGAAGGACACGUUUAUUUUCCUGAACAACUAUGAUCUAAAUAUGUCGAAGGAGUUAUGGACCUCUCCCGAAGAAUUCAUACCGCAAAGAUUUGUGCAGAACGGCAAAUUGCUGAAGCCGGAACAUUUCUUGCCAUUUGGUGGCGGCCGAAGGUCCUGUAUGGGCUACAAAAUGGUCCAAUACAUCAGUUUCUCGACAAUAGCCACUUUGCUGAAGAACUUCAAUAUAUUGCCGGUAGAGAAGGAAAUAUACAAGGUUCCUAUCGGCAAUCUGGCACUUCCAGAAAAUACGUUUAAGUUCCGUUUCGAGAAACGGUAGGAUAGCAAACGCAACAAUGGGAAAAAAUGAAUCCGGUCGAAUCGUUGAAAUCGGAGAAGGCCAUUUUAAUUUCUCGUUCACGAUUCGAUCACGAGCUGGACUCUUGAAGACUUCACUGAUUACGCGGAACAACAAUCGAAGAUUGAAUCCGAGUGACAGGCAAGACUUUUGCACAUCGGCGAAGUUUUUUUAAUUAACGUUACACGCAGCGGAGGACCAGCAGCUAAAGAGAGGCUUUUGACUCCAACGAAGCUUUACUUACGUUAGGGAGGAUUAGAUACGAGAACGAGUGGAAGGUAUUCGAUCUCUGGCGCUAACAGAGCUUUACUGACAUUACUAGAUCAUUAAGAUAGCUAAUUGGAUCGUUCCUUGACUCACUCUCUAGGAGCAAAUACGCCCGCGGAGCUCAGUUUCGAUAGUUUAAAUAUUCGUUAAUUAUCUUUAUAGAGCAUCUCUCUCUCGUUUUAAUUUAAAUGAGUUAUAUAUUACAAUUUGACAAGGAAAAUAAUUUUAAAGAUAGUAGGUAACUAAUCUGAGAGAAUAUUUAGUGUUUCUUUAAUCACAAUUUAAUUAUGAAAUUUUAAUUUUAUUCUACUUUCAAUAGAACUUUGAUCUGUAUGUUAUAUUUGAGUCACUGAAAAAUACAGCAAUUAAAAUUAUCAUGAGAGCUUACUUUAUAAUUUUUUUUGCUGCAUUAGGCAUUAGAUAGACGAUCUCAUUAAAUCUUGAUUAACAAAAAUUAUGUUUAUAAGAAACAUAACGUAUCACAUAUUAUUUAGCUACUACUUAUUUAAAAAACAAAAUCUUGUGAAUUGACACAUUGUUAAUUAAAAAAUUAUUAUAUUAAGAGAGUGCCAGGGACAAGUUUGAACGAUUCAUGGGUAUAACUCUGAUACUUGAUGGAAAUCGAUGAAGAAGAAGAAGAAGACUGAAGUUAAUUAAUAGUUCCUUCGAGUUUAAAAGCGUAUUAUUUAGCUUGGAUAAAAAAUGUAUUUUUGUAUUGCGUAUGUUUGUAUUAUGUUUCAGAAUCCCUUUGCAAAAGAUUCUAACUUUGCACUUUUCAACUUGAAAACUGAAUAUUUUAUUUUUAUUUACAUAUAAACAGAAAUGCUAAGUGAAUGCUUUUUGUAUACGUGAAACAUGCAUUUUUAUUUCUUCUUCUUCAUCUUCUUGGCAUACAUAUUGAACUUUUAGUAUUGUGUUAAAUCAUUAUACUUCUGUUUUUGUUAUAUCGUCACGCUUCACGACAUGAGAUGCGAAGUAAUUUCGAUGUAAUCUUGAAAACAGAAAACAGAAAAAGAGAUUUAAAAAAAAUUAGCUUAUUAAAGUGAUACGAGAAGAUUCAACAUUAUUUCCAAAACCUUUGAAUUUUUAAUUAAAGUAAUAUAUUAAUAUAUUAAUAUAUUAUAUAAAAUAAUAAUUUUUCUUAAUAAAGUAAUAUUUCUCUUCUCGUACCAUCUCGUAAAUAAUAAUUUAUUUUAAUUAUCGAGCAUUUAUUAGAGCAUUACGUUAUUAUUAUUACACAUACAGUUAUUUUAUAUUAUUAUCGCUUUUUAUUAUUAUCAUUAUUGUCAGUAACCAUGUUAAUCGUCGUUCUAUCCUUUCUCGCCUCGUUUCUCCACCGGAUCCCACAUAUAUCCCACGCUUUCACAUUUCGUAAAUUGUACAUUAUUUUGUGUUUGUUAUUUAAUUAUCGUGAUUGUUACGCCAUUUGUUAAUUUAUUAUUUAAGAUUUUAAUAAAAUACGUGAGACACACAUAUGUAUAUAUACACAUAUAUGUAUUUUUAUAUCAGAAUAUAUAAUACAUACUUAGAAUAAUUUAAAUAAAUUGCAUAAUUAACUAUAAAUUGAUUCAUUGAUCAAUCGCGCGAUGAUUUGAUAAAUUGUAAAGUACUUCAUGUUCGAUAGUU